Molecule: messenger RNA, 2734 nt
Organism: Pteropus alecto (black flying fox)
Lineage: Eukaryota; Metazoa; Chordata; Mammalia; Chiroptera; Pteropodidae
Gene: WHAMM
Product: WAS protein homolog associated with actin, golgi membranes and microtubules
Exons: 10
Coding region: 139-2196 (685 amino acids)
Biological process (GO): Arp2/3 complex-mediated actin nucleation; endoplasmic reticulum to Golgi vesicle-mediated transport
Cellular component (GO): endoplasmic reticulum-Golgi intermediate compartment membrane; cytoplasm
Molecular function (GO): Arp2/3 complex binding; actin binding
Source: RefSeq, a predicted model, not a curated record
GCCGGAGGGACUGUCGCGGGGCGCUGACGCAUUGACGGCCCAGCGAAAAAUGUCACGGGGAGAACGCUCCUGUGGCGGGGGCUGCGAGGAGGCCAGGCCCGGGCGAGCCGAGCCCUCCGGCCGCUGACCACCGGCGUCAUGGAGGACGAACAGCCCGACAGCCUGGAGGGCUGGGUGCCAGUCCGCGAGGACCUCUUCGCCGAGCCCGAGCGGCACCAGCUGCGCUUCCUCGUAGCCUGGAACGACGCGGAGGGCAAGUUCGCGGUGACCUGUCACGACCGCACGCCGUAUUUAAAUUCUGCCUUCCAGAUUCUUCAAGGGCAUGAAAAGGCCAACACCAUGGUAGCCUUAAUGGAAGUUUAUCAAGAAGAAGAUGAAGCCUACCAGGAAUUGGUUACCGUGGCAACCAUGUUCUUCCAGUAUUUACUGCAGCCAUUUAGAGAUAUGCGAGAAGUUGCAACUUCAUGUAAGCUUGAUAUUUUGAAGUCCUUGGAUGAGGAUGAUCUGGGUCCUAAAAGGAUAGUGGCCUUGCAGAAGGAGGCUCAAGAGUGGACCAGACGGGCUGAAGAAGCUAUUGUCUCUAUUCAAGAUAUUACAGUGAAUUAUUUUAAAGAAACAGUAAAAGCAUUAGCAGGAAUGCAGAAACAAAUGGAACAGGAUGAGAAGAGGUUCGGCCAGGCUGCCUGGGCCACCGCAGCCCCCAGGUUAGAAAGACUCAAGCUGAUGUUGGCUCGAGAGGCUCUGCAACUCAUGAGAGCCAAAGAGUUGUGUUUAAAUCACAAAAGAGCUGAAAUUCGGGGAAAGAUGGAAGAUCUUCCAGAACAAGAAAAAAAUAUAGAUGUUGUAGAUGAAUUAGAAAUACAAUAUUAUGAAGUUCAAUUAGAGCUAUACGAGGUUAAAUUUGAGAUAUUAAAAUAUGAAGAAAUACUACUUAUUACACAGUUGGACUCUAUUAAAAGACUUAUCAAAGAUAAACAGGAUGAAGUCGUGUACUAUGAUCCGUGUGAAAAUCUGGAGGAACUCAAAGUCAUUGAUCGAGUGACGGGACUGCAGGACGACAGGAGUUCGGAGGUGCAAGCGCUCAGCCGGCAGCGCCAGCAGCUGGAGAGCAGACGGGGCUGGAUCUGUGCCAGGAGAGCCUGUCUCAGGAACAGAAAGGAUCAAUGCAAAGAAAACCAUCGGCUCCGACUACAACAGGCUGCAGAAAGUAUAAAAUAUUUUCAUCAGCAUCACAGUAUUCAGAUGAAGAGAGACAAGAUAAAAGAAGAGGAGCAAAAGAAAAAAAAAUGGAUAAACCAAGAACGCCAAAAAACGCUGCAACGAUUGAGAGAAUUUAAAGAGAGAUGUCCAGGUCGGUCUGUAGUAAAGACCUCUUGCCCGGAACCUGAGGCUCCAACCCCGCCAGGUGGACUUGCCCAGCAGGCCUCCUCGCCGCCCUCUGGGACAAAGGCCGUGACCUCGUCGUCCUCCGGGGAGACCAGAAGGGCUCCCUUACCGGAAGUCGGUGAUGCGAAAACUGCCGAGCUUCAAGACUGUCCUGGAAAUACCCCUGUCCCGAUUUUUGUUCCAGCUGGUGACCAAACACACUACAAAUCCAGUGAGGAACUGUCAUUACGGCCACAAUCCCCGCCCUCGCCCCCAUCGUCUCCACCGCCUCCACCGCCACCGCCGCCGCCACCGCCGCCACCGCCGCCAUCACAGCCACCACCUCCACCUCCUCCACCGCCGCCGCCGCCAGCGCCUGCCCUCCCUGCUCGGUCCUUUUCUUCUCAAUCUGCAAAUCAUUGGAAUUUCCACGGCAGGACUUCAGUAAAAGAUGAUGAGCCACUUCCUCUAGUGUGUGAGUCGCCUGCUGAAGGACCAAGUGAUUCCUCAGACAGUUUCGAAGGCCCAGGAUCUAUGGAUGACGUGCUGGCCUCCUUAAGGCGUGACAGAAUCCCUCUCCGGAAAGUGGACGUGCCAGCCUGGUCCCCUCCCCACGCCUCAGUCAACGAGCACAUUCUGGCCGCCAUAAGGCGAGGCGUCAAACUGAGAAAAGUUCACCCUGACCUUGGCCUGAGCCCCAGAAGUAAACCUGCCAGCAACCUGGAGAGGAGCAUCCAGGCUGCACUCCAGAGAAUCAAGAGAGUGUCUGCCGACUCCGAGGAGGACGAGGAGGACGGCGAGGGGCAGGGCCUGAGCGAGUGGGACCACUGAGCUCUUCUCCAAGGCCAAGGGCACACAGCGUGCUGGAAUGAAGCCGCAGGGCCCAAGGCCUGUUCCUGAAAAGCAUGUGAACAGGGUAGACUGGCCAAGUAACACCCGGAAGAUCAGCAGGGUUGUGUGUGUGACAUCUCAGCUUUUACUUAAUGUGUGGCUCUUUAAACCAGAGAAGCAGUGUUGUGGUCACUCCUACACACCACACUGUAGUUGGGAUCCGAGACCCCGUAGUAAGUGUUGCCGGAGUAAGAAAAUAGUAUUUAUUUUUCACUGUGGAUGCUCUAGAAUCAUUCCCUUAUUCUGAAAAACGUCUACACUGUGAUGGCAUGUGGCAAACAGCACUGUGAGACCGCUGACUGUGUCCUGUGUGUGCGCGCCAGUGGUUUCCUCAGAUUUAAAGGUUUGAAUGUGAACAUUAUUUUAGCAAUAAUGAGAAUAAAUUGCUUAUAUUCAGGAAUAGUUUUAAAUAUUUUAAAUGAAUGUAUUUUAUGUAUCACGCAUUCUAUAAACUCAUCAUAAAGAACUAUGGAUAAUG